UUCCAUGUAAAUGAAAGCUCAGUUCAUUUCACUCUUCCAAUUCAUCCCAAGCCAAACCUCACUAAUCCCCAAAAUUCUUCACCGUCAAUCGUUUCCGCUCUAAUCGCCGCCGCCUCUCCGAUCAAACUCCGGCAAUUCCGCUUCCACCAAUCCAGGAAUGGCGGAAGACUUCUCCAGAGCGGUGGAGCUCGGGCUGAAGCUAUCGAAACGAAUCUACUACGGCAAGGACAAAUCGACGGCCGCGUCGGCGCCGCCGCGGCAGCUCUCGAUGACGGCGGAGGCGGAGAGCUUCCUGCCGACUGCGCCGAUGGUGUACGCCGAGAUUAACGACCCGUCGAUGGUGGAUAAUCCCGACGUUCCGAGUUACCAGCCGUACGUCUACGGCCGGUGCGAUCCGCCGGUGCUGAUUCCGAUGCGCAUGCACCGCGUGUCGCUGGAGGUUGAUUGCUGCUUGGAUACGGCGUUCGUGACAGUCAGCGGCGCGUGGAGGCUGGACUGCGUCUCCGCGAGUAGGAGCUGCAGCUGCCGCAUUGCUAUGCCGAUCGGCGAGCAGGGUUCAGUUCUAGGUGUAGAGGUUGAGAGCCCUUUCAAGUCAUUCAGUAGAGAGCUGAUCCCAACAGAAGAUGCUGCAGCAGAUGCAGCCAAAACAGCCAGCAGUAAAGAUGGAUUCUUGAUUAAAGGCCACCUCUACACAUUUAAAGUUCCCAAGAUUGAUGGAGGGACUAUUCUAUCUGUCAAAUUCAGUUGGUCCCAGAAAUUGUUGUAUCAAGAUGGCCGAUUUUCCCUGAAUGUGCCAUUCACUUUUCCUUCUUAUGUUAAUCCAGUGGUGAAAAGCACAAGUAAAAAGGAAAAUAUUUUAGUGAAUGUGAAUUCUGGCACUGGAACUGAAGUGUUUUUUGAAAGUACUAGUCAUCCUAUCAAGAAAACAAAACAUGAAGCUUCGAAAAUAGGAUUUUCUACUGAGAGGGAAGUUCCAUGUUGGUCCAGGGAUGACUUCAACUUUUCAUACAAUGUCGCUUCAAAUGAAAUUGUUGGUGGGGUGCUCUUGCAGUCUCCACCCCUUCAUGAUUUUGAUGAGAGGGAGAUGUUUUGUUUGUAUCUAUAUCCUGGCAAAAUCAUGAAUCAUAAGGUUUUCAGAAAAGAAGUGGUGUUUCUUGUCGACAUAAGUGCAAGCAUGCAAGGAACACCGCUUGAUUGUGUUAAAACAGCUCUCUUAACUGCGCUCUUUAAGCUUAACCUGGUGGACACUUUUAACGUCAUAGCUUUCAAUGAAAGCUCAUUGUUAUUUUCUUCAUCAAUGGUUCAAGCAACUAAAGAGAUGAUUGGAAAAGCUUCUGAAUGGAUUGAGAUGAAGUUUAUAGCCGAGGGUGGCACAAAUAUCGCAGCUCCUCUGAAUCAGGCAAUCAACAUGUUCUCAAAAGCUGGAGGUUCGCUUCCCUUGGUUUUCCUUGUUACCGAUGGAGCUGUAGAAGAUGAAAAGGAGAUUUGUGAUAGAAUGAGACGUCACCUCGUGGAGGCAGGAGGCUUGAUCACUCCAAGAAUCUGCACGUUUGGAAUAGGUUUGUACUGCAACCAUUACUUCUUGCAAAUGCUUGCACAAAUCGGAAGAGGUCACUGUGAUGCAGCUUUUGAUAUAGGAUGUGUCAACUCGCGGCUGGAAAGAUUAAUCAGCAAUGCAUCAUCAGUCGUAGUAGCAGAUAUAAGCGUUGAUUCUCUGAAAGAUCUCGACUCCCUUGAGAUUUAUCCGGCUCAAACUCCUGACCUAUCGACCGGAAGUCCAGUACUGAUAUGGGGAAGAUACACCGGAAGCUUCCCUGACAACGUAGAAGUUUAUGGCACCUUACCCGAUUUAGGCAAGUUUGAGAUAACUAUAAAAGUGCAGAAUGCAAAAGAUGUACCUAUUGACAAAGUGAUCGCGAGGAGGCAAGUUGAUUCACUCACCGCGUGUGCAUGGUUAUCCGGAAACAAACAGUUAGAGGAGAAGGCUACAAAACUGAGCCUGCUUACCGGGGUGCCUUCCGAGUACACCAGCAUAACUGUUGUCGAAACAGACAAAUGCAUAUUAGCUGCCAUGACAAAAACAGUCGAAGAGAGAAGAGACGAUGUUGGAGCAAAGAAGAAGACAUUCAUGCGCACCCUAGGGAUCGGGUUUGGUAACCUCGAGGCCACAGCUGAAAACAGACCACCUGAACAAGCCGAGCCAAAGCUGUAUGAAACUUCAGAGAUGAUGCUCAAAGCUGCAACGAACCUUUGUGCCAAGUGGUGUGAUUGCUGCUGCUGUAUGUGUUUCUUGCAGUGCUGCAACAAGGUGAACGACCAAUGCGCGAUCGCGUUCACUCAGCUCUGCACGAUUCUCGCGUGCUUCGAGUGCAUCAAUGUGUGCUGUGAGAUAUGUUCUGGUGAUUAAGGUUGGUGUUUGUUGAUGCAUUUGCAUGGAGGGUGUGUUGGUGUUGUUAAAUUAUAAUGCUGUAUGUAAUUAUAAUAGAGAAUAAUAAACUGUAGAGUGUACUACUAUUAGUUUUACUUUGGAUUAUGUGGAGAAAUCAAUGAGAAAAAAAAAAGAAAACAGUUUUCCCUCUUCAAA
Messenger RNA from Salvia splendens (bonfire salvia), 2584 nucleotides. RefSeq lists its product as uncharacterized. Bases 158 to 2407 code for a protein of 749 amino acids. The transcript has 13 exons. The record is from RefSeq and is a predicted model, not a curated record. NCBI's taxonomy places the organism in Eukaryota, Viridiplantae, Streptophyta, Magnoliopsida, Lamiales, Lamiaceae.